Corylus avellana is the source of this 2548-nucleotide messenger RNA. Lineage: Eukaryota; Viridiplantae; Streptophyta; Magnoliopsida; Fagales; Betulaceae. The record is from RefSeq and is a predicted model, not a curated record.
AUGAACACCCAAAUUUUCUUACUUCUUUGCCUCUCACUUGUCCUAAUAAUCCCAAGUGCCAGCCAACAAUAUGCUUGCAACAAAAGCCAGUUUCCCUUCUGCAACACCUCCUUGUCUUUCGAGGACCGGGCCAAGGACCUUGUGUCACGCUUAACUCUCCAAGAAAAGGUGCAACAGCUAGUAAAUACCGCCACCGGCAUUUCUAGGCUUGGCGUGCCUCCGUAUGAAUGGUGGUCGGAGGCCCUUCACGGGGUCUCCAACGUCGGGCCGGGGACACGUUUCAAUGAAACCGUACCCGGCGCCACCAGCUUUCCGGCAGUAAUUCUAUCGGCAGCGAGCUUUAAUGCAACAUUGUGGUUCAAGAUGGGGCAAACCGUGUCAACCGAGGCUCGAGCCAUGUACAAUGUGGGUCUAGCCGGGUUGACAUAUUGGAGUCCUAAUGUCAAUGUGUUCCGUGACCCAAGAUGGGGCCGUGGCCAGGAAACUCCCGGAGAAGACCCUUUGGUGGUGUCCAAAUAUGCCGUGAAUUAUGUCCGGGGUUUACAAGAAGUGGGUGAUGAGGAAGGAAAUUCUACUGCAAAUAGGAGGCUUAAGGUUUCUAGUUGCUGCAAGCAUUACACUGCUUAUGAUGUUGAUAAAUGGAAAGACAUUGAUCGAUUUCACUUUGAUGCAAAGGUGACAAAGCAGGACCUUGAGGACACCUAUCAGCCACCAUUCAAAAGCUGUGUAGAGGAGGGACAUGUAAGCAGUGUGAUGUGUUCCUAUAACAGGGUGAAUGGGAUUCCCACCUGUGCUGAUCCUGACCUUCUAAAAGGAGUAGUCAGAGAUGAAUGGAGUCUAGAUGGAUACAUUGUUUCAGACUGUGACUCAGUUGAGGUUUAUUACAAUGACAUCCAUUACACUGCAACACCUGAGGAUGCAGUAGCCCUUGCCUUGAAAGCAGGUUUAAACAUGAAUUGUGGAGAUUAUCUAGGAAAGUACACAGAGAAUGCAGUUAACCUGAAAAAAGUGAAUGAAUCUGUGGUAGACCAAGCAUUGAUAUAUAACUACAUAGUCUUGAUGAGACUCGGGUUCUUCGAUGGGGACCCAAAAGCUCUCCCAUUUGGCAAUCUUGGGCCGUCAGAUGUGUGUACUAAUGAUAAUCAGCAAUUGGCAAUUGAUGCUGCAAGACAGGGAAUAGUGUUGCUAGACAACAAUGGAGCUCUUCCUUUGUCAAAAACUGAAACAAAGAACUUGGCAGCUAUAGGCCCCAAUGCCAAUGCCAGUAGAGUUAUGAUAAGCAACUAUGCUGGUGUACCUUGCCGCUACACAACCCCUUUACAAGGACUGCAGAAUUAUAUCUCAACUGUGAGUUAUGAGCCGGGUUGCAGUGAUGUGAAAUGUGGUGAUGAGAGCCUUAUUGGGGCGGCAGCUAAGGCUGCCGCAGCCGCCGAUGCAGUGGUGAUGGUGGUUGGGCUUGAUCAGUCUGUUGAGGCAGAGGGGCUGGAUAGAGACAACUUGACAUUGCCAGGAUUUCAAGAAAAGCUUGUGCUUCAAGUAGCUAAUGCUACAAAUGGAAGUGUGGUUCUUGUUGUUAUGUCAGCUGGUCCAAUUGACGUUUCUUUUACCAAAAAUGUGAGUAGUAUUGUGGGGAUUUUGUGGGUGGGAUAUCCAGGUCAAGCCGGUGGGGAUGCCAUAGCUCAAGUCAUAUUUGGAGACUACAAUCCAGCUGGAAGGUCCCCUUUUACAUGGUACCCACAAGCAUACGUGGAUCAAGUGCCAAUGACAGAUAUGAACAUGAGAGCCAACACCACAAGCAAAUUUCCUGGAAGAACCUAUCGAUUUUACACUGGGGAAUCCAUAUAUGAAUUUGGCCAUGGGCUAAGCUACUCAACCUUCUCCAAGGUCAUAAUAUCAGCCCCCUCCACUCUACUUGUCCAAUCAACCCCCACUUCCAAGUCCACCACCCUGCCAAAUACCGUCUCUAAUGGCCCGGCAAUCGACAUCUCAACCGUUAACUGCCAGAAUUUAACAUUCGAUCUUGUCAUUGGCGUGAAGAACAGCGGGCCAAGAGACGGCGCCCAUGUGGUGUUGGUGUUCUGGAAGCCGGCCAGCUCGGCGGAGGUAAGCGGGGCACCAAAUGUACAGCUAGUGGGGUUUGAGAGGGUGGAGGUUAAGAGAGGGAAGACAGAGUCAGUGGCAGUGAGGGUGGAUGUGUGCAAGGAACUGAGUGUUGUGGAUAGUGAAGGGAAGAGGAAGUUGGUCAUUGGACAGCAUACCAUUUUGGUUGGUUCCCCCAGUGAGCACCAAGUGAGGCAUCAUUUCAAUGUUCGGCUGGCAGGGAGUAAAGAUGCAGCCACUGGAGGCUUUGUAUCCAUGUAACUCUAGCAGCAGCAGCUAACUUGCUUGGUAAUAUCUAGUAAGAGGCAUCAUCUCAGAAGUAGCAUGAAAAGGGCAAAGAGGCUUUUUAUUUAUGUAAUUAAUGUAGCUGCAGCAUAUAUCAGCAACAUUUAUGUGUGUGUUUGGAUCAUGUCAUGGAAUUAUAGAUGUGUUGUUGGUAAUAGUUGAA